This is a messenger RNA of Panonychus citri (citrus red mite), 4207 nucleotides long. RefSeq names its product ATP-binding cassette sub-family C member 4-like. The coding region runs from base 398 to 4114 and encodes 1238 amino acids. Gene Ontology annotation, biological process: transmembrane transport. Gene Ontology annotation, molecular function: ATP hydrolysis activity; ATP binding; ABC-type transporter activity. The record is from RefSeq and is a predicted model, not a curated record. NCBI's taxonomy places the organism in Eukaryota, Metazoa, Arthropoda, Arachnida, Trombidiformes, Tetranychidae. The transcript has 15 exons. Gene Ontology annotation, cellular component: membrane.
AAAAUUGUCACUUAAUUGCUAAAUAAUAAAGUUGAUGAGUUGCAACAAGUAGAAUGGAUCAACCAGAGACAAUCACUAAUCCAUGCUGUUAUGAUGAAGCUAAUUUCCUAUCAAAGAUUUUUUUCUGACCAAUAUUAAAUUAAAGGUGGAACUUUAACCUAAUUCGAAUUGGCUUGAAACGUGAACCGACUAAAGAUGAUUUAUAUAAAUGUCCUAGUGCCGACGAGUCGUUUAAAACGACAACUCAACUCGAAAAAAAUUGGGAGCAUGAGAUUCGUUAUGCUAAAUCGAAGGACAAAGACCCAAGUUUACUUAAAGCGAUCAUUAAAACUCAUGGAUUGACGACAAUAGUUCACGGAAUUUUAUUAACGAUCAAUGUGAUUAAUCGAUUAGAUCUAUGGCAUUAAUCGUAGAUUUGCUGAAAAUUUUUCUUUUAAUCAUUCAGGAUACAUUGAAUUUGGUGCAAACUUUUCUCCUUGGAUUUAUUGUUCGAUACUAUUCGACUGAUAAUUAUACUAAUGUGACCUACAGGCAAUGCUGCUUUUACUCUUUCGGCUUAGUACUCGCUAUCCUAGGCUAUGGUGUACUUCGUCAUCAGCUGUUUCUAUCAACUUCGAGACAAGGACUUAGAAUGAGAACUGCACUCACAGCAUUAGUUUACAAAAAGCUGUUAUCAAUGAGCCGAGCGGCCUCAACGAAAACUGAUAUUGGUUAUAUGCUGAAUUUGAUAUCAAAUGAUCUUUCACGUUUCAAUGAUUUAAUGUUUAGUGUUAUUUACAUUGUCUUGGGACCGUUAAUUGCGACUGCAGUUUUGCUUUACAUGAUUUACCUUCUUGGAGUUGCGAGCCUUGGAUUAGUUUUUGUACUUUUGUUUCUGAUGCCGUUUCAAGUGCUCUGUGGAAAAUAUUCUGAUAAGUUUAGAGGGAAAACUGCACUUAUAUCGGAAAAACGAAUAAAAUCUAUGGAGGAAAUGAUUUCAUCGAUAAAAAUUAUCAAAAUGUUCACAUGGGAGCAAUCGUUUGCUGAAAUUGUCUCAAUUAUAAGAAAAAAAGAAAUGGAGCUAAUUGGUAAAUCAGCGCUUCUCAAACUUUUGAACAUUAUGGCUCAUGCAUCGGCUACGAGAAUUAUGAUAUUUUCAUGUCUUGUAUUGCAUGUUCUUCUUGGUCGACCCUUGACACCAGAAUUAGCAUUUGUUACAGUAUCUUUAUGUAAUUCACUGAGAGCAGCGAUCACCUAUCAUAUUAAUAAAGGAGUUGGACUUUUUUUUGAAACACUAGUUUCAAUAAGAAGAACUCAGGAAUUUCUUCUGAUAGAUGACACUGAAAGUAUAAGUCAACCAACUAACUGUAUCAUUAAUGAAAUACAUCCAAAAGGUUCGGUAAUUCUUGAUAAAUAUGGUGGUAAAUGGGAUAAAAACUUAAAUAUUGACCAUUUGAAAGAUGUGUCAUUGAAAUUGGAGCCUGGUGAAUUAUUACUGGUCAUUGGUACGGUUGGUUCAUCCAAAACAUGCUUAAUGAUGGCUCUUCUUGAUGAGAUUGUAACCGUAUCAGGAUCGUGUAUUGUUUCUGGAAAAAAAUCUUAUUCACCUCAAGAAUCAUGGACAUUUGCUGGGACCAUAAGACAGAACAUUUUAUUUGGUCGAGAUUAUAAUGAGAAAAGAUAUCGAAAAGUAAUUGACGUUUGCUCAUUGAGAAAAGACCUAAAAUCAUUUCCAUAUGGAGACAAUACUUGGGUUGGAGAGAAAGGUUAUACUCUUAGUGGCGGUCAGAAAGCAAGAGUCACUCUCGCAAGAGCAGUUUAUGAAGAUGCAGAUGUUUAUCUUCUUGAUGAUCCAUUAAGUGCCGUUGAUCCUGGAGUAGCUGAACAUCUUUUCGAUAAAUGCAUCAAUGGUUAUCUCAAAGAAAAAACAAGAGUCUUGAUUACUCAUCAAUUACAAUUCUUAAAGCGAGCAGAUAAAAUACUCAUCAUGAAUGAAGGUCAAGCAUUGGCUUUUGGUACAUUCAAGGAGUUGAAUAAUAUUGGAAUAGAUUUCAUCAAGUUUCUUAAAGAAUCAAAUGAAAUUGAAACGAAUAAUCAGAAAUCAGAGGAAAUGUUAUCGAUUGAUGAACUUUAUGGAUUACCAACACCAUCACGAUUAACCAAAACACAAUCGAAAACAUUGACACAAGUUAAUUCCUUACAAUUUAUGGAUCCAUUAGAUGAAAUUUCGAUCAUUGAGAAACAAAUGGAACAACGUGAAGAAAAAAUCUCAUUUGGUUCUCUUAAAGGUCGAGUUUAUUUGGAUUAUCUUUUAGCUGGUGGAAACUUAAUAUUCAUCAGUAUUUUCCUAAUAACAUCAUUCGCAUCUCAAGGAAUCAUAAAUUAUGUCGAUCUUUGGUUAUCUAAUUGGUCAGAUGAGUCGCUUUUAUUAUCACAAUCAUUCAAUGAAACAUUGGAUGGAAUGAGUUUCAAAGAAUAUUCUAAACCUUUUGUUACAAGAAAUGGUUUAAUCUAUUUGGGAUUAAUUAUAUUUUUAUUAAUUGGAGUUUUUAUUAGACUUGGAAUGAACUAUCGAAUUUGUUUGAAAGCUUCUGAAACUUUACACAAUAGAAUAUUCAGUAAAUUGUUACGAACACCAUUAAGUUUCUUUGAAAAUAAUCCUGUGGGUCGGAUAUUAAACAGGUUCACUCGUGAUGUCGGAAUCAUUGACGCAAUCAUCCCAACGGAAAUCGUUUAUUGUAAUGUGGAUCUAUUGGAAACCAUUGGCCUUAUAACUGUAACAUCAAUAAUUCUACCCGUCGUCAUUAUACUCGCAGUUGCCAUUGCUUUUAUUACUGUGUUCGUAAGGCAAAUAUAUACAAGAUUAGCACGAUACAUCUUUAGAGUUGAAGGGCAAACCAGGUCACCAAUCUAUAAUCAAAUCGCUUCAACAUACGAAGGUUUAGUUACAAUAAGGACAUUCAGCUAUGAGUCUCGAUACAUGAAACAAUUUUAUCACCAUUUAAAUGACAAUAAUGCUUGUAUAUUCAUGAAUUUUGGUGCGAGUCGAACUAUCGGAAUGAUACUUGAUUUGGUUAUGGUUAUGUUAAUGAUCAUAAUAAUGACCACUGUUUUAACUUUUGAUACAAAGUUUGGUGGCGGGGACAUUGGAUUAAUUAUAUCAACGAUGAUUUCUCUUUUUGGGACACUUCAAUAUGCCGUUAAAUCAACAGCUGAACUUGAGACAUAUAUGAUAGCAGUCGAAAGAGUCCUCGAGUAUGGUGAUUUACCUUCUGAACCUUCAUGGAAAACUGUCAAGUCUAACUUGUUACCUUCAAUAUGGCCUGAUGUUGGAAACAUUAAGUUUGAUAGCGUUUACUUUACCUAUCCAGGAUCAGUUAGUCCAGUUUUGAAAAAUUUAACUUUCGAUAUUAAAGGAGGAGAAAAGAUUGGUAUUGUUGGUCGAACUGGUGCCGGAAAAAGUUCAUUAAUAUCAGUGUUGUUUCGAUUGUCAGAGUUUCAAGGAAAUGUUCUAAUUGACGGUAUUGACAUUCAACAACUUGGUUUACAUGAUUUACGAAAGAAAAUAUCCAUAAUACCACAAGAUCCACUUCUUUUUACUGGAACAAUUCGUAGUAAUCUUGAUCCAUUAAGUGAACAAUCAGAUGAAUCCAUUUGGUCAACCCUUAAAGCCGUAAAUCUUUCACGGACAAUCGAGUCUAUGCCUGGUGGAUUAGAUGCAAUAGUAACUCAAGGUGGAUCUAAUUUAAGUUUAGGACAACGACAAUUACUUUGUCUUAUUCGAGCUCUUUUACAACGGAAUCGCAUAAUGAUAUUGGACGAAGCUACUGCAAAUAUGGACCAUCAAACUGAUUCACUGAUUCAGGAAACAAUUAGAAAAGAGUUUAAAGACUGUACUGUCCUAACUGUAGCUCAUCGACUAAAUACAAUAAUCGACAUGGACAAGAUCAUCUUAUUGGACGCUGGUCAAUUGAUUGAAUAUGGAGAACCAUAUUUACUCUUGAAAGAUGAAAAUAGUCACUUUAAAUCAUUAGUUUCUAAAACUGGCCUUCAUAUGCUAAAAUGUUAUUCACUAUUGCUGAAAUCUUAUCUAAUGAAACAUCCAUCACAAUCUGAUGAAGAAUUGAAAUCUUAAUUGAUUAAUCUUAAAUUACAUGUAAAACCGAAAAGUAUCUCCAACAAUAAUCAACAAUUAGAAUAAACAAACUCGAAGGUUAUAACUAUUAAC